Pelodiscus sinensis (Chinese soft-shelled turtle) is the source of this 2307-nucleotide messenger RNA. It is a transcript of the gene IL7R, whose product is annotated as interleukin 7 receptor. Gene Ontology annotation, biological process: cytokine-mediated signaling pathway; hemopoiesis; positive regulation of receptor signaling pathway via JAK-STAT. NCBI's taxonomy places the organism in Eukaryota, Metazoa, Chordata, Testudines, Trionychidae. The record is from RefSeq and is a predicted model, not a curated record. Gene Ontology annotation, molecular function: protein binding; cytokine receptor activity. Gene Ontology annotation, cellular component: membrane; external side of plasma membrane.
UCCAUACAUUUUUUGUAUAGGUGAUGACUUAGACCUUGAAACUGAAUGUUUCAGCCAACUGGAAAUUAAGGAAUUCAGCCACAGUCUAACAUGCAACUUCAUGGAGGUGAACCUUAACAGCACUAACAUUAAUCUUACAGUAUGCCCUGCUAGAACUUCUAAUGUGAUUUCACAGAUAUACCUUUUGAUCACUUCACCCAGAGAUCCAGAAUUAAAAAACGCACCACCUCCGAAGAGCGUAUAUGUUCAACUAUGGAGAAACAAGGAAGCACAUAUUUUUUGUAUAUCUACGAAAUCAUCUCGUGUAAGGAGAUUUGUGUGGUCCUUGAGUCUAAGAGAAAGGACUGCAAGAGAGUGACUGUAACUGAUAUUGUGAAACCUGAGGCUCCAUAUGGCAUAAAUAUCACAUUCCAAAAGGAUGCAGAUGAGUAUCUUAUUCAAUACAGUACACCACACACAAGGAAGAAAUAUCUAAAGGACAAAUUAAUACAUGAAAUAGCCUAUCAUGAGGGAAAUGGGACUUGGAAUACAAUAGAUUCUCAGUAUCUUCAGAUAAAAUUACUGGGAAAAAACCUUCAGAAGGGUGCAAGUUAUGAAGUGAAAGUGCGAUCAAAGCCUGAUGGCAAGUUUUUCAAGGGUUUCUGGAGUGAAUGGAGCUCCUCUGAAUACUUCAAAAAUGCAGUGGGACAUCUCGAACGGGAAGAUAAGCCACAGGAAUCCAACUUCAGCAUCGGAAUGCUCGUGGUUACAAUAUCUACUGUGACUUUCGUUUUGUUGUUUAUCAUACCUGUCUUGAUCUUUUGGGAAACCAGAAUCAAGCCGCUUUUUUGGCCAGAACUUCCUGAUCAUAAAAAAACUUUGGAGCAACUGUGCAAGAAGCCAAAAAAGAAUUUUGAUAUAAGCUUUAACCCGGAAAAAUUUGGGUAUGUUCAUAUUCAUAAAGUGGAUGGCAUUCAAGCCAAAACAGAAGUGGAAAGUUUUCUGCAGCCAUCGGCUCCUCUAGAUGUUUCAGAAAAAGUUAGGAAUGAAUUGGAUAUGAAGAAGAGCCCUACUGAUGUAGACAAAAGUGUCCUAAAGCUGCCUGUGACUUAUGGAGGAUUCUGGCCAUCUGACACGUUAAGUGAGCACUUGUGUGAGACUCACCCUUUCAUAUUGGAUGGAUUCAGCAAUGGCAUCCCAUAUAGGCUGUGCAGUAUCAAUGGUACACAACUCUAUAACUAUGGUCUUAUGACACAUUCCAGCUCUCCAGCAGACCUCACUGUUCAGCCCAGACCAGGACCCAUAAACACCGACACAAUGUCCCAUAUACAGCCCAGUAAUGGAAUUAGGUCAUCAAAUAAAGACGAAGCAUAUGUCACAAUGUCCAGCUUUUGCAAAAAUCAGUAAACCUCAAAAAUAAUAAGAACAUAGAAUUUGCUAUAACAAAGCAAACAUUUGGUUCUUCUUGUUUGGGUCUUCCGCCUCUUGCUGAUUGAUUCAGAGAAAAAUAAAUUCUAUAAUGUACCUAUCCCCAUUUUGCAAUGCUCUAAGCAAUUUGGAUGUAUUUUUCUUGGCCUCUAAGGACAAUGGACCAAAUUCUGUUCUCAAUUACACCAGUGUCAAUGAGGAGUAAAUCUUGUGUAACUGAAAACAAAUUUGGUUCCAUCCAUUUAAGACCUUAAUCAUGAGAGGUGAUUAAUCUCCGACAACAAUAUACUAUAACAUUGUACUUCUCUAUUGCGCUCUAUCCAAUGAUCAGUGAGUGCUUCACAUUUGUUUACUCUCCUAUCAACACCUCAGUUUAUACAGCUACAGAUUUUGUUAAUGGACAUAAUAUGACUGCAGAGUCUAGGUAGGUUAAGUAGAUUCUGCUCUCAUUUAGACUGGGUGAAUGAAUCAGGAGCAAGAAGUCAGUGGCAUUAUACCAGUUGUCAAAACAGAGUAAGUGAUAUCAGAAUUAUCCUGUAUUCAUUUGGGAUUCAGGAUCUGAGCUUGGUCCCCAACCAGCAAUGUCUUGAGGCAGAAUGCUCAGCUCCCAGGGGAAAGAGAGAGCACACAACAUCGCUUUCUAACAAGCACUGAUACACUCCCAAGAUAGCAGCUCCCAUCCUAACACAGCCACAGCAAGGACUGUGCUCAGGCAUGGCUUGUGAGACUGUGUACAAUAAUAAGCAAAAAUUGAUGUCUUGGUGCUUAAAGGCUUCAAAUAAAUUAGCUACACCUGGAAUUCAUGUGUGGAAGAGGGUUGAAGGUGGGAGCAGAAAGGUGGAUAGAACCAGGGUUAACACAUAUAAACAAAGUAAUAGUGGUUCAAUAUAGGGAUGGACU